GUUACGGGGGUCCUAGUGUUCAUGAAUACGCUUCGUAGGAAAUGAAGUGUUGCAAGCUAUGCUCUGCAGAAUUAUGCGUUUGUUAAUGUUUACGCCUAAGGCAAACUUUGUAUUUCAGGGUACGUUUUUUAAGAUUUGCAACACACUUCUUUCCAGACAGUCUUCUAAAAUGGCCUCCGAUUCCCAGUGGUUGUCGCCAGGAGAGAGGGAACAGCUGCUGCUAGAGCUGAAAGCCACAGGUUGGGUGGAAGUGGAAGACCGGGAUGCCCUGUACAAAGAAAUGAACUUCAAAUCCUUCAAUCAGGCUUUUGGAUUCAUGACUCGAGUGGCUUUACAGGCUGAGAAAAUGAACCACCACCCAGAAUGGUUUAAUGUUUAUAACAAGGUUCAGAUAACACUGACCACUCAUGACUGUGGUGGACUCUCAAAGAGGGACAUUAAACUGGCCAAAUUUAUUGAUAAAGUGGCUCUCACUAUGUAACAUUAUGAUUUAAUCUCAGUUUUAUAUGAGCAAAUGUAAUCUGGUAAUAUUAGAUCAUCUGGAAAUUGUGCGAUUUUGAAGCAGAAUGUUUUUUUUUCAGAAAAACAGAAUAUUUUUCUUCCUCUGCUUAUAGAUUGUUUUAGUUGAUCCCAUUUUUUCCACAAAAAUAUUUAACAAGUAAAAACAUGACAAAGCAAAGGCUUUGAUUGUGAAGUCUUUUGGGAAAGCAGUAAAUGUUAUUUAAGUGAGAUAAACUGCUCUUACCUGCAAAGUUCUUUUCUAUUUUUAUUUUAUUACAUACAAUCUACUGUGAGUGGACUAGAAAAAAUUAGGACACCUCUGUUUCUCUUCUUGCAAAUUUAACUGGAAUGUUGUUUAUAUAAUUAAUAGAUAUUUUAAGUAUUUUAUCAUCUCUGAUGGCUUAAUAUCACAAAGUACCCACUCUACAAUGUAUGAUGUACAAAUGAAAUGCAAUACUUCACAGCAAUGUGAACACAAAUAAACCUUUUUUAUUUUUUUGUAA
Lepisosteus oculatus (spotted gar) is the source of this 1004-nucleotide messenger RNA. Its product is annotated as pterin-4-alpha-carbinolamine dehydratase 2. The record is from RefSeq and is a predicted model, not a curated record. NCBI's taxonomy places the organism in Eukaryota, Metazoa, Chordata, Actinopteri, Semionotiformes, Lepisosteidae. Gene Ontology annotation, biological process: tetrahydrobiopterin biosynthetic process. Gene Ontology annotation, molecular function: 4-alpha-hydroxytetrahydrobiopterin dehydratase activity.